Brienomyrus brachyistius is the source of this 3129-nucleotide messenger RNA. RefSeq names its product deoxynucleotidyltransferase, terminal (gene dntt). Gene Ontology annotation, cellular component: nucleus. The transcript has 12 exons. Gene Ontology annotation, molecular function: DNA-directed DNA polymerase activity; DNA nucleotidylexotransferase activity; DNA binding. Gene Ontology annotation, biological process: double-strand break repair via nonhomologous end joining. The coding region runs from base 32 to 1531 and encodes 499 amino acids. NCBI's taxonomy places the organism in Eukaryota, Metazoa, Chordata, Actinopteri, Osteoglossiformes, Mormyridae. The record is from RefSeq and is a predicted model, not a curated record.
AUCACUGCAUUUUCACGUUUGUCUUUCGACAAUGAUCCACACACCGAUCCAGCUGCAGGUGAAGAAAAGGAAAAGGCAGACUGAGCAGAGCCUCCAGGUCCAGCAUGAGGUCAAGUUCAGGGACAUGACCAUUUACCUAGUGGAGAGAAAGAUGGGCUCCAGCAGAAGGACAUUCUUGACCAACCUGGCAAGGAAAAAGGGCUUUUACGUGCAGUACGACCUCAGCAACGAGGUCACUCACGUGGUGGCAGAGGACAACGAGGCCCAAGAAUUGCGGGCAUGGCUCCUCGACCAUGGCCUGAAGGACAAGGCAAGCGUACAAUUACUGGACAUUACCUGGUUCACCGAGAGUAUGGCAGCGGGGCGGCCCGUCGUUGUCGAGUCCAGACAUCGCAUCCAGGGGAACAAAGACCAGGAGAUAAACUGUCUGCAGCGCAGCUCCCAAAAAGUGUCCCAGUAUGCCUGUCAGAGGAGAACAACGAUCAUCAACUGCAACAAAACAUUCACGGAUGCGUUUGAGGUUCUGGCAGAACAUGCAGAGUUCAAUGAGAACGCGGGCCGCUGUCUGGCCUUCAUGCGUGCCACGUCGGUGCUGAAGAGCCUGUCAGGGGCGGUCGGCUGCUUCGGGGACCUGGAGGGCCUCCCCUGCCUUGGAGACCAAACGAAAGCUGUCAUAGAGGAUAUCCUGGAGACUGGCAGAUCUUUCAAAGUCCAGGAGAUCCUCAAUGAUGAAAAAUUUCAAGUGCUGAAGUUGUUUACAAGUGUGUUUGGAAUUGGCCCGAAAACUUCAGAGAAAUGGUACCGGAAAGGAUUGCGCACAUUUGAGGAAGUUCAUGCUGACAACAGCAUCACUUUAAACAAGAGGCAGGAAGCAGGCUUCCGUUACUACGACGACAUUUUGAAGGGCAUCAGUAAAGCUGAAGCAGAGGCCCUGGCAGGAAUCAUUGAGGAGGCCGUUCACAUGAUUGUUCCAGAUGCUACUGUAACUCUCACUGGUGGAUUCCGCAGAGGGAAGGAGUUUGGGCAUGAUGUUGAUUUUAUCCUCACCACCCCUGAGUCCGGAGAGGAAGAAGGCCUCCUGGUCGGUGUUAUAAAAAAGCUCCGUAUUAAAGGUCUCCUCCUGUACCAUGAGCUCCACCCUGCGACAUUUGACGUUACGAAGCUACCGAGCCGGAAGUUUGAGGCCAUGGAUCAUUAUCCAAAAUGCUUCCUGAUUCUGAAGCUGUGGAGCAAGCUACUGGAUGAUUCUGCACAAGCAGAUGGUGCCUCCCAGAGGGACUGGAGAGCAGUACGCGUGGAUCUGGUGGCCCCACCUAUCAGUCACUUCGCUUUUGCCCUGCUCGGCUGGACUGGGUCCAGGCAGUUUGAACGAGACAUGAGAAGGUUUGCUCAGCAUGAGCGGAAGAUGUUACUUGACAACCACGCUCUCUAUGACAAGACUAAGCAAAUCUUCCUGUUAGCAAAGACCGAAGAGGAUAUAUUUGCUCACUUGGGUCUUGAGUACAUUGAACCCUGGGAGAGAAACGCCUAACUAGCACAUCAUUUCCUGCCAAAGGCAGAGACCCAGCUUUCAUAUCUCUGCACAUGCUGGCCUGCUUGUAUCACACGAUGCUUCAAGAAGAGCAUGAUGGAUCACCUGGAUCACAGUCUUCUUAUGAAUUGGUCUAUUAAAAGAUUAUUAAAUAGAGCAGGUCAAGAGCUCUGAGAUCUCCCUGAAACCUCUUUACUUGUCUCCUCUUGCUCUAGGAUCAGCUUUAAAAGCAAUGCAUGUGCCUGCAUUUAUAUUCAGACCCAGGAGUGAAGCUUUCAGCUUAUAAUUACUAUCGCAUGCCAGACUCUGCAAGUUCACAACUUGGGUGUUUGAAGACAUUUUCUUCAUAUAGUAAUUGCUUUAUCCCACAUGGAUUCGUAAGUAGGUCUAUGGUGUUAUUUAUUGAAUAGUGGUGCAAGCAAUAACUGACUGCAUGUUUUCCAGCUCAUCGAGCAGGAACAAUUCAUUUCAAACAAGAUUUGCACAUUUGAUCAUGGUAUAUCUUAGCAGCAAUAGAAACUAAAUGCAAUUCAAAUUUUUAGGAUGCUUUUGCUGUUUUAGACAGAGUGGUCAGAUUAGGUCCAGUUGAUCGAAACUGCAUUUAAGUUUCAUCCAAGCUGUUGCAACCCUUUAGCAAAAAUUAAAGCUCCUUGAGUUUGUGCUACGCAUAGCUUAUAAAUACUGACACCAACCUGCACUGAGUGUCUGUGGCUAUUUGCCAGAAUCUACCCUAACAAUUAAGGAAAAUGCAUUAGUCAUCUAUGGGGAGACACUCAAUGGAAGAAUUAAGCUACUGUCAAUUAUAAUGGAUCCUAUUCCAGCCCUGUGCUCUCCCAAUCCACCUAGCGAUGUCCUGGAAAUAUCAAGGCUGUUUUUUAGCUCCGUUCAUUUGUCAGUAUGAAUAUUUAGAAUGGGGAUGUACUGUAGAGAAGCAGUUUUAUCGAAACUGAUUCCCUUCAAGGCAGCAUUGUCAUUUGCCAUGAAAAAUUAUGGUCGAGCCAUCAACAAAGGCCCUUGUGAUAUAGAACGUCCAUUAGCAGAAGACCUCGUGUCCACAAAGAGACCCAGGAGUGUAAAAUGACAUCGCAAUUACUGGGUUGUAAAAUGUUAAUGCCCUUUAACAAGACAGUUCUUACCCUUGCCUCCUUCUGUGUUUUUCUGUCUGAUUGAGUUUGACUACACUUGUUUUGCAUCAUAUAUUUUUAGAUAAGUACUUGAAAGAAAUAGAAUAUUCAAAAAAUGUAUUACCGUAGCAGUGGUCAAGGGACAAGGGAAUGGUCUCAAAAUAGUCACCAUUUGUCUUGCUAACAACUUCACAGACAAGAGGCUUUCAGUCAACAGGUUUCAGCAGGAAAUCAGCCGAUGUAUCUUCCAGCUAGUCUGAAGUAAUUCCCGAUCAACAGUAAUCCCGAUGGAGUGUCAUGCCUUUGUAGUAUGCGACAAUGGCCAAGAUAGUUGAGAUUCACCAACUUUGUCACCAGCAAUACAAGCCUAGAUCAUGACACUGCCUGCUUCCUGCUUGAGAAUUAGAUGCAUUCAUGCACCAUCUGUGAUUUUUAUAUGCACAGUAAAGUAUAAUAGUAAUAUUAUUUAUAGUA